This is a messenger RNA of Hipposideros armiger (great roundleaf bat), 1413 nucleotides long. Its product is annotated as putative tripartite motif-containing protein 75. Bases 1 to 1413 code for a protein of 470 amino acids. The transcript has a single exon. NCBI's taxonomy places the organism in Eukaryota, Metazoa, Chordata, Mammalia, Chiroptera, Hipposideridae. The record is from RefSeq and is a predicted model, not a curated record. Gene Ontology annotation, molecular function: zinc ion binding; protein binding.
AUGGAGGUCGAGGCAGCCCUGGCAGGACUCCAAGCAGAAGUCAACUGCCCCAUCUGUCUGGAUUAUCUGAGAGACCCUGUCACCAUCGAAUGUGGGCACAACUUCUGUCGUUCCUGCAUCCAGCAGUCCUGGGCUGAUGUACGGGACAGGUUCCCUUGCCCUGUGUGCCGUCACUCGUGCCAAGAGAGGCACUUGAGGAAGAACAGCCAGCUGGGAAGGAUGAUUGACAUCGCCAAGCUCCUGCAGAUCACCAGGAGCAAGAAGAAGAGGCAGGAAGAGAGGCGCUUGUGCGAGAAGCACAACCAGGUGCUGACCCUCUUCUGUGAGGAGGACCUAGAGGUGCUGUGUCCCCUGUGCUCUCAGCCCCCUGACCACCAGGGCCACCAGGUGAGGCCCAUGGAGGAGGCCGCCUAUCACCACAGGCAAAGGCUCAGCAGUUACGUCGAGCCCCUGAAGAAGCAGGUGGCAGACGUUGAGAAACUGGUAGCCAUGCAAGACAGAAAACUAUUAGAACUGAGAGAGAAGGUGCAAAACAAGAGAUGGAAAUUAGCAUCUGAACUUGAGCAUCUGAUGCGAUCUAUAGAACAUGAGGAAGAGGCAGUGGUCUUGAGGCUGGUUGAAGAAGAGAAGGACAUUCAAGAGAAACUCAGUGCAAAUAUAACCGCAUUUUCAGACCACAUUUCCACCCUCAAAGGUCUACUGAAGGAGGUGGCUGAGAGGAGUGUGAUGUCAGACGUGAAAUUGCUGAUAGAUAUCAAGAGUGUCCUCCACAGGUGUGAAAGCCUGAAACCCCCAGCUGUCUAUGGCAUCCAGUUAAGGAGAGAAGGAUGCAGCCUUCCUCCACAGUUCUCAGCUCUGCAGAAAAUUAUACAGAAAUUUAGAGAAGAAGUUACUCUGGAUCCUGAGACAGCACAUCCUAAUCUGCUUGUGUCUGAUGAUAAAAAGUCUGUGACAUUUAUGAGGACAAAGCAGAGGUUUCUUAGGAAUCCAAAGAGAUUUACGGUCGAUCCAGUUGUCCUGGGUUCUGAAGGGUUCGACUGUGGCCGACAUUACUGGGAGGUCCAGGUGGAUGACAAGCCCCAGUGGGCUGUGGGGGUUUGUAAAGAUUCCCUUUCCCGGAAAAGGAAGCAGCCCCUGUCAGGGCACAACAGAUGCUGGGUGAUUCAGCUGCAGAACGGUGACUAUGUGGCACAAGCGUGUGUUCCUGUCACUCUUGUGCUGAAGGAAAAGCCCAGAGGCGUUGGCAUUUACCUGGACUAUGAGUUGGGUCAGAUUUCAUUUUACAGUUUGAAUGACAGGUCUCACAUCCAUUCUUUCACGGAUACAUUUUCCGAAGUACUAAAGCCUUACUUCUGCAUCGGAAAUGAUCCUAAACCUCUUACAAUCUGUGCCAUAAGAGAUUAUGAAAAAUGA